AUGGAACAAUACCACCACUAUAUUCCGAGAUUCCUUCUACGUAACUUUGCUAUUGACAAAUAUGAGAGGAUAUUUGAGAGCAACAUAAACCAGCAGAAAAGGAAAGGUCAGAAGAAAAACAAAGGACCCAAUAAGCAGAAAAAGAAAAGGCAGAGGAAAGCUGAGCUUCUCCAAACUUACGAUAGAGAGAAAGAUCAACUGGGCGUUUCUUUAAUUAGUAAAACCUAUGGAAAUCCAAAUAUGUACAAAGAUAUUAAUAAUGAAGACGCGAUGCAUGUAGAAGAAAAGCUAUCUAAACUCGAAAAACGUGCAUCAGAAACGAUUCGUAAUAUUGUGAAAACUAGUCAAAUGGAAAAUCAGGUCGUUUUGUUUAGGAGAGAUCUUGAAGAUCUACGCAAGUUCAUCUUCAUUAUGAACUAUCGAAACGGUCAGCGAUGUUUUCAGUAUACUAACGAUAUAUUUGAUAGACCCACUAAAUCGAUGGUAAAAGCUUUUAUGCACCAGCACAAUUUACAAAGACCUGCAGAAGUAUGGUUGCAGAAUAUUCGCGAAAUAUUAGAUACACCAUAUUCAGAAGUCAAAGAUAACCAGAAAAUUUUUUACCUAGAUAGGGAAGACUUCAAGCAGCGCAUGAUCGAUAGUUUUCUCAUAAUUUGGCAGGCUGGCGAAAAUGACGAAUUUAUUAUAACGAACAACGGAUUUGGAAUUUUCGAAGGAGUAAAUGGGGUUGUGUUUGGGGAAUUACCAUUUCAAUAUGCUUAUCAUUCGUUCUACGUCAUUUCUCCAAAAUUGAUAUUGGUUCUCUGCCCUUCUGCUUUCCGAAAAGAGGUUGGAACCGACCAUUUAUACAAACAUUUUGGUCAACGCUCGAUUUUUGACCACGUUCCUCAUCCGGCGGCAAUUCCGAAAUAUGUUGGCAAAGUAAAGGCUUCUUGCAGUAAACCAAAUAAUGAACAUAGCCAACUGAAAUACGACGGAACCGACCCAUUUGAAUUGCAAGCUCACUUACUUAAAAUGAGCCUAUAUGACCAGGGUAUCGAAAUGCAAUCGAACGACACAUUUACCUUUCCCUUUGUCAAACUCAAUUCGGCCACCGUUCGCCUCAUAAACUUUGUCUUGCUCAAUGAGGUUAAACCAGACUUGGUUUUAACUUUCCUUUCUCUUCCGUACCUCUAUAAGACAAUUGUCAAAUACCAUAAUGACAAGUUCGUUGUUCAACAAGACUUUUCGAAUUUGAAAAAAAAGUUGUUCACGACAUUGAACAGAACUCAUAAGGAUGACUUGCAUCUCCGGAAAGAUAUUCCGGUCGGGCGGACAUUUAGUUGGAAAGUACGCGAGAUGAAUCAGAUUCCCGAUCAGUAUUAA
Messenger RNA from Funneliformis geosporum, 1365 nucleotides. The record is from the annotation of a GenBank genome assembly. NCBI's taxonomy places the organism in Eukaryota, Fungi, Glomeromycota, Glomeromycetes, Glomerales, Glomeraceae.